UGUCAGUAGUGCCCCCUCCCCACGCUCGGCGUGUUCGUCUUCAUUGUCUCCCGCUCUUCGCGUCUGCCAUGCGUACUGUCCUCAAGUGACUCUGCCGCCCUGCAUGCCCUCUUUGCGUCUAUCUUUCCCUCCCAGAGCAUGCCGAGCCACACCCACCCAAAGUCAGGCUCCCGAAGCUUCCACCCCCAAACUCCACGGUUUGUCACACACUGGGAAGAAGGGGGAAACCGAGGCAGGAGAGACUGCCCAGUCUGAGGACCCGGGAGCCCCGCCCGCAGUGGGUGGGGUCGGCACAGAAUGGGUUAAGCUCGCGGGGGAAGUUUGGGGCUCCAGGCCCAGGGGCGGAUCUUGGGGCUUCCUCCCUCCUGGUCCAGGGGUGCAACUGCUGUGGAGGUGGCUGAUGCAGGUUUCCAUCCCUGGGGCAUGACCAUGCAGCUAGGCCCGGCCCUGGUGCUAGGGGUGGCCCUGUGCUUGGGGUGUGGCCAGCCCCAGCUGCAGGCCCCUGAACACCCCUUCUUGGUGCUGUGGAAUGUACCCUCAGCACGCUGUAAGGCCCGCUUUGGUGUGCACCUGCCACUGGAGGCCCUGGGCAUCACAGCCAACCGUGGUCAGCAUUUCCAUGGCCAGAAUAUCACCAUCUUCUACAAGAAUCAACUUGGCCUCUAUCCCUACCUUGGGCCCAGGGGCACAGCUCACAAUGGGGGCAUCCCCCAGGCUGUGCCCCUUGACCGCCACCUGGCACAGGCUGCCAAUCAGAUCCGCCACAGCCUGCUACCCGGCUUCGCUGGCCUGGCAGUGCUGGACUGGGAGGAAUGGUGUCCACUCUGGGCCGGGAACUGGGGCCGCCGCCACGCCUAUCAGGCAGUCUCCUGGGCUUGGGCACAGCAGGUAUUCCCCAACCUGGACCCCCAGGAGCAGCUCUACAAAGCCCGUACUGGCUUUGAACAGGCAGCCCGUGCACUGAUGGAGGACACGUUGCGGCUAGGCCGAGCACUGCAGCCUCACGGGCUCUGGGGCUUCUAUCGCUACCCAGCCUGUGGCAAUGGCUGGCGCGGUCGGGCUUCCAAUUACACAGGCCACUGCCAUGCAGCUGCCCUGGCCCGCAACACCCAACUCUAUUGGCUCUGGGCUGCCUCCAGCGCCCUCUUCCCCAGCAUCUACCUACCACCCAGGCUACCACCUGCCCAUCACCAGGCAUUUGUCCGAUACCGCCUGGAGGAGGCUUUCCGUGUGGCCUUCACUGGGCACCUACAUCCCCUGCCUGUCCUGGCCUACGCCCGCCUCACACACCGGAGGUCUGGGAGGUUCCUGUCCCAGGGUGAACUCAUGCAGACCAUUGGUGUGAGCGCUGCACUGGGGGCAGCCGGCGUGGUGCUCUGGGGGGACCUGAGUUUCUCCAGCUCUGAGGAGGAGUGCUGGCAUCUCCAUGACUACCUAGUGGGCACCCUGGGCCCCUAUGUGGUCAACGUGACCAGGGCAGCCAUGGUCUGCAGUCACCAGCGGUGCCAUGGCCAUGGCCGUUGUGCCUGGCAAGACCCAGGACAGCUGGAAGCCUUUCUGCACCUGCAGCCAGAUGGCAGCCCUGGAGCUUGGGAGUCCUUCAGCUGCCGCUGUUACUGGGGCUGGGCUGGCCCUACCUGCCAGGAGCCCAGGCCUGACCUUGGGCCUGAAGAAGCAACAUAAAGCCAGGGGUCACCUGCCCCUGACCUCCUUGUCCCUGCUGCCAUUUUUCCAGUCCUGGGGUGGUGGCUCUGUCACACUCUUGUUCUAUUUUGCUUACAGUCAAUUCUCCUGUGCACAUAUCCCACUUCCCAUGGGAUCCCUGGGGAGUGGAAGAGGCCAGAAGAAACGCACCAGUUUAAAACCAGAGGCCCUCUGAGAUCACCUGAUCCCUCCUGACAAGGAAGCAGCCCCAGGAAGUCAGUGUUCCAGAAGUUUAGGGCUGCCAGCCCAGGGAUCUAUUCUACAUCUCACUGAGAACAUGGAGAGAUCACAGGAAACCCUCCACGGGCAGGAGGGUGGGGAGGCUAGAGGGGAGGGGAGUGGAGUGGGGUGGGCCAGGGAGAUCUUGGCUAAGAUCUGUAAGUGCUAAGCUGUUGUCUGUACUGUUUUCAUCAUAAAGUUACUUCUUUCACUGCCUAAGGUUGAGCUGUUCCCCGAUUCUACUGAAACCCACCCUCCCCUCGUCAUUGCUAGCAUCCCGCUGCAAGAGCCCAGAGAUGCCGGUCCUGCGUGGUGGGCAGCUCCAAGGGGACAGCUUCAGAGUUAACCACUACACGUGUUGGGGGCCGCAGGGCAUUGUGGGUGCAUAGUUCAGCUAAAGCGGCGUGGGCUUAUAGGUCCCGGGAGUAGACUACAAU
This is a messenger RNA of Camelus dromedarius (Arabian camel), 2360 nucleotides long. RefSeq names its product hyaluronidase 3 (gene HYAL3). Gene Ontology annotation, cellular component: acrosomal vesicle. Gene Ontology annotation, biological process: carbohydrate metabolic process; hyaluronan catabolic process. The transcript has 4 exons. Gene Ontology annotation, molecular function: hyalurononglucosaminidase activity. The record is from RefSeq and is a predicted model, not a curated record. Bases 424 to 1683 code for a protein of 419 amino acids. Lineage: Eukaryota; Metazoa; Chordata; Mammalia; Artiodactyla; Camelidae.